AUGAAGUUAUCCGCAACUUUCGGCCUCAUCCUCGGCUUAGCGAUCACAAACCAGACGACAUGUUCUCCAACAGACAUGCAAUGUGUUUGUACGGAUGAAGCGCUGAACAAUGCUAUUCAAGGCUGUGUUAUGACAAGCUGCACUGUAAAGGAAGGCCUCAAUAAUAACCGUUUACAAGCCGCCGUGAAUGUGACCUCAACAAGAUGUGGAGUCCCUGUGCGCGAUCGUGGCACUUCUCUCUUGGUCGUAGCCAUCUUAUCAGCCGUGGGCGCCAUUAUCGCUGUUACUAUUCGAACGACUGUUGGACUGGUGCAGAAAACAUUUGGUUUCGAUGACAUCUUUGCACUUCUUGCAGCCUUAUUCGGAGUUCCAGUUGCUAUCAUGCAAUGCAAUACGCCGGGGCUCGGGUUUGGACGAGAUACUUGGACGGUCAAGAUAGAGAACAUCUAUACUGUUCAGAAGAUGGUGUAUGCUUCUCAAUGUUGUUACUUUCUCUCUUCAGGAUUCACAAAGCUCACCUUCUUGGUUUUCUUUUUGCGAAUCUUUGCAGAUCAAAGGACCCAUCGUAUCUGUUAUGUCUUGAUAGGCUGCUCCGUCGCCUAUACCUUGGCCUUUGAAUUAACCAUGAUAUUCGCCUGUCGGCCCAUAUCUGCUGUCUGGACAGCCUGGGAUAUGGAGUCUAAGGUCGAUUAUUGUAUCGAUCAGCACACAUUCUAUUACGUUGCUGCUUCGUUCAAUAUAGCUAUCGACAUUGCCAUCAUCUUGAUCCCUAUUCCGGAAUUGAGGAAGCUCAAGCUGAGUUUGAAGAGGAAAUGCUUUCUUUUCUCUAUCUUUGGGGUAGGAGGGAUUACAAUCGUAGUCUCGUGUAUUCGUCUUGAAUCUCUUGCCCACUUCGCAACGUCAACGAACCCAAUGUACGACAAUCUGAUGAGCGCCGUCUUCUCCGUUCUAGAAGUCAAUGUCGGUAUUAUCUGCAUUUGCAUGCCCUCAUUCCGACGAUUCCUCGCCAGAAUCAUACCGGGAUGCUUUGGCACUACGCAAGCCGAUUCCGACGAGUCGGGCGAAACACCCAACGCCCGAGUCUCCAUCGCGAAAAGAAGUGGACCCAAGAAAAGACCUACCAUAUCCGGAAGCCUGUUCGAUACAGCUAUCAUGAAGACGGUGGAUACAAAGGUGGAGACUGUGAAGGGCAGUGAUGACGAGUUGAGGUUGGUCGAUAUAUCAAGAGAUGGAAAGAACAUGGCAUCGAGCACUACGGAGAGCGCGGAAGGAAAGUUCAGUAUGGCGACAGGGCGGAACAGGAGCCAGGAGACAUUUUCAGUUCCCUGAUCGCGAUGAUCCCGUAGUGGUCACUCGUUGCAGCGGUGGCUGCUCCAACCCUCGGCAUGCCGGACGAAACUUCGGCUUUGACUUCAAAUCAGGGCCGAGGUGCGGCUUCCAGAAACACUCUUCUCGUUCAUCAAACAGUAGAUAAGGCUGAAGAUAUCUCAGGUGCAUAGGUGAUCGAUUUCAGGCCGCUUGAUGAGCUCGGCAUGUAUAUGUGAUCCAUGAUCAGCGGCAUUGGGGUUUUUGCAUAGCAGGCGCGAAUAUUUCUAGUGCAUGGCUAACGUUGGGACUGUUGAUAUAAGCCUCAAUGUGGUUUGUGGACCUGGUUCCAAGGCAGGAGACUGUAUUGACUAUAUUUCGAAUUGAUAUGGCUUAG
Molecule: messenger RNA, 1702 nt
Organism: Aaosphaeria arxii CBS 175.79
Lineage: Eukaryota; Fungi; Ascomycota; Dothideomycetes; Pleosporales
Exons: 5
Coding region: 1-1329 (442 amino acids)
Source: RefSeq, a predicted model, not a curated record